This is a messenger RNA of Labrus bergylta (ballan wrasse), 2005 nucleotides long. Lineage: Eukaryota; Metazoa; Chordata; Actinopteri; Labriformes; Labridae. The record is from RefSeq and is a predicted model, not a curated record.
ACCUGGAAGCACACUGAGCAGGGGUAGAGUGUGCUGGUUGGUUGUCAUGGAGACGGUCAGGUGUGCAGUUAGACAGGUGGAAGUGUGUUGAUGGCGUCGAGCAGCAGCAGAGCUGAAGACGUUCAGUUUGCUCUGCAGAGGGCAAAGAAGAAGAUCAGCAACCUGCAGCGGCAACUCAACGAAGAAACCAGUUCAUUGAGUCCAGCUGAGACCGCCAUAACAUCAUGGACGCCCAGCAAGGAGCUCCGGGACUCUCUGGUGGACAUGUACACAGCUAAUCCCAGAGUGAACGUGGAGCUGCAACAGCGUCUGCCUUCACCUGGCCGGCAGAGAGCCAGCAGCACGGACAGAACGAGGAUCAGCCGGAGUCUGGAGCACAGCGACUGGCCUGAAGCUCCUCCUCACCUUCAGGAGCCUCCCACAUCCUCCUCCACGCCUCUGCUGUCCCACAGGAAGUCUCUCUCUCCGGUCUCACCCCUCUUCAACAGAAGGUCUCUCUCUCCUGUGUCACCCCUCUCCCAGAGGAGGUCUCUCUCUCCCGUCACACCCCUUUCCCACAGGACGUCUCUCUCUCCUGUGUCACCCCUCUCCCACAGGAGAGGAGGCGUAGGUGAGAUAGAGAUGGACCUACCCCCCAGCCCAGGACCCUCUCCUCGGGCAGAGAGCAGAGGAGACGAUGGAGGACGAGCGUCUAGAGGUCCUGGUAGUCCUGCUGUCAGAAGACACCUGGUCAAGACUGACGACAGCUCUCAUCAGGAGGUCACGUUCGGUCCAAUCACAACGCCCAGUCGGGUUCAGACUAUAGAUCGGAACAAAAACAUCUCGUUUUUACUUAAGGAGCUCGACGCUCUGAGAGACAUCAACAAGAAGCUGCAGGAUCAGCUUGUCCAGAAGGAGAAGGAACUGCAGAGGAGGGAGGUGGAGGAAGAGCUGACUGAGGAGCAGAGGGAGGCCCAAGGCUGGGAGAGGCCGACAGCUGUGCUGUCCUAGGAGGUGUUGUCCGCUCAGAAGGACAGAGAUCAGGCUCUGAUGUCACGCCUAUUGCUGGCCAAUGAGGAGAGAGACGAGGCUCUGCUGAGAGCACGCCAACUGCAGCAGGCCGCUGAGUUGGACAGUUUUCACCUGGAUGACAGUGACAUGAAACACUCUCACACUCUGGUUGACGUCGAGGAGCUUCUUCAGGGCGUUUGUGACGCAGAGUCUGUGCAGGACGUCCAACAAUUCGGCUCCGUUCUGGUCCAGCGCCUGCAGAUGGCGAGGCAACGGAGACAUGACAUCACCGCCCAGGAGAUGAAGGCCGUGAUGGAGGAGAGAGACGGCUCCAUCGCCAAGUGUAAACGUCUGGAACAGGAUCUGAUCCAGGAAAGAGUACAGAGGGCGAGCGAGGAGGAGCUGCUGAGGCUUCAGAGAGAAAGAGGCGGGGCUCUGGAGGACAGGAAGUGGCUGGAGGCGGGGCUACAGGUGCUACAAGCCAAUCACAGCUCUCAGGACCUCCUCUCACCUCCUCCCUCGUUACCCAUUGACGGUGUCUCAACGGAAGCUCAUGAGGCCCCGCUCUCUCAGGCGCCCCUGCUGGUCCAGGUGCAGCAGCUGUCGAGGGAGAAGCAGAGCGUGGAGGCGGAACUACAGCGCUGUCAGGAGGCAGAGCGAGAGGCCAGCGAGAGAGUCCGCAGGUUGGAGCGUCUCGUUGAGGUGUUGAGGAAGAAGGUCGGGACGGGGAGCCUGCGAGCCGUCAUCUAAUCCACUCUUCAUCUCCAUCUUUUUCUACAUCGCUGAGCUGAGUGUUUUCUGUGUUCUUCUUCUGAACACAAAGAUGAACCUCUCUCUGAAAUGAAGUCGCAGUAUUUUCCUAACUUCAUGUUUGAUGUUUCUUAAACGUCUGUUAAACCAAUCAGCUGAUUUGUUGAUGUUCUUCUGAUCCGUACUUCCAUCAUGUCUUUUAAUUCAUGUCAUCAUUUGUCUUUUCUGUCCUGAUAUAAAAUAAAAUGACUACAGUGAUAUUAUA